Molecule: messenger RNA, 924 nt
Organism: Fulvia fulva
Lineage: Eukaryota; Fungi; Ascomycota; Dothideomycetes; Mycosphaerellales; Mycosphaerellaceae
Product: Heterokaryon incompatibility protein 6, OR allele
Exons: 1
Coding region: 1-924 (307 amino acids)
Source: RefSeq, a predicted model, not a curated record
AUGGACGAGGAUCAGACUCUUUUGCCCGAUGAGAUUACGUCUGAUACCGAAGAAGUCGCAGUUGAGACCAACAGUGAUAUCGAGCUUGAGGGCUAUGCACGAAGUCAAGAGUCAACAAAUUUGGUCAACACGGACGCACCAGAGGCAUAUACCGGCCUUGAUAUAUCUCGCGAUGUUGGUCUUGACGGACGAUGUUUUCGACUCCUUCGACUCAAGCCCGGCAGAUUUGAGGACGUCCUUAGGUGUGACCUAACCCGUCGACCGAUCUAUGCUGCAGGCAGAUAUGUUGCUGUAUCAUAUUCGUGGACGAAUCAGCCAGCGAGUGAGACAUUACUAGUAGGCAUCAGAUCAGAUCAACUGGCGAUCACUGCUCAUCUUGCCGCCGCUCUACGUCGACUCCGGAACACACACUCGCCAGUGAGCGUGUGGAUCGAUGCCAUUUGCAUCGACCAGAGCAGCCUGGAGGAUCGCGCCUGUCAGGUAGAAGUCAUGCACGAAAUUUUCGGUGGGGCAGCAGAUGUCAGAGUAUGGCUUGGAGAAGACGAUCCCUUAACUGGAGAACCUGCGACCGACACUAUGGUCUUGCUGCGAUUAUGCCGAUCGCCUGCGCCUUGGUGGAGUCGUCUUUGGGUACUACAAGAGUGUGCAUAUGCUCAACAAUGUUCAAAGGUAAUGGUUGGAGGCCAGAUCCUGGACAAGCGUGAGUUUAUUUGUGCGUGGAAGAAUUGUGUGAUGUACGUUGAAGAUAAAGUCACUGCGUCAAUCCUGGAAGCACAUCUGAGACUUGCUCAACAGCUCUUAGACGCGUACAGGAACCAGAACAGGCAGGACGUCAUCGAAGCGGUCUACUUGAUCGACUACGUGAAACAGCCAGCCGAGAUCGCAGUGUACCGCACGAUCGAGUGUACGCCUUGCUCAAUCUGA